AUGAAGUUGUUCGCCGUGGUGUUGUUGAGUUUGGUGGCUCUUAAUGUAGGUUUUUUAAUUUGUUUAGGGUUGGAAAUUAUCGUUUUUCUACUGUAAAGUUUAACGUUGAAAAAUGUGCGUUUUCUGUUAUAUAUAACGCUCAAAAUGCCAUUUCUUCUAUUGUAUAUAACGUUAAAAACUCACUGUCUUCUGUUAUAUAUAACGCUAGAAAAUGUCUCUGUUUUGUCGUGUAUAACAUUAGAAAAUGACAGGCCUUCUACUAUAAUAUAUGACAUAAAAAAUCCCCGAUCCCUCUUGUUCAAUAUUCAUUUUUAACUACUCUAACCUACCCUUCAUUUAGGCCGUACAAGCCGGUGUAGACGAAGACCUCAGAGACUCAUACAUCAAAUUCCUUGGCGCUAAUAACAUCAAAAUCGACCAAGCCGAAGCUCACCGAAGACUCUUGGCCUACAAGAAGGAAUCGAUCGACUUGGCCAACAAAUACGGAAUAUACGAUCAUAUAGAUGAGCUUUUGAGUAAAACCACCGAAUUGAUUAUUGCCGCCUCUAAAGCAAAGGUAUUGUUUGGAAGCGAAUACAACAAGGCUGUUGUUGCCUUCCACGUCCUUCGUAACACACUCGCUGAUCACGCUCACGAGCUGGAAAUGAUCCAUGUCGAUUUCAAUAACGAUUUGCUGGCUUCUAUGGCUCAUGUAGGUUGUUUACACCCAAAAUUUGCUUUAAGCGGGGGCACAGAAUUAUUUGAACGACUCAAUAUUUUGUAGGCCAGACUUUAUAUUUUUUGAUUUUUUUUCUGAUUAAACCAAACUUUAGGACCCCACCAACAACAUGGGUGUCAAACUACUCUUGGCAGUAAACGACGAAGCCAAACAGCUCAAAUACAGCUUGAACUACACCGCGCCCGUCUUGCGAAACAUCGCUGCCAACUUGGUUUUGGAAGCCUACCAAGUCUCUAUUGGCAAAAACAUCACUCCUGUGCACGAGUUGGCCCAGACCAUCAGCCAGCGUCAGCGAAUCGACCUUGAACACCCAUUGAGCUCAGGCCUUCGUCAUUAUGUCGAAUCGCUUCAGGCGUUGUUCAUGAAAAUUUACUUUGGUAACAGCCUGGAUGAAUACGUUGGUACGCCAGUGCUGGGUAAAUUGAUGAAAACCCUGCGUUAUGCCAAGUAUCUUCAAGACGACAGCAUUUUGGACGGCAUUACCGGACCCGCCCUGGCCAUUUUCGAAAGUCUGGUCGAUAAUUUGAUGGAUUUGAAGAAGCAAAUUCGCCACUAA
Bursaphelenchus okinawaensis is the source of this 1274-nucleotide messenger RNA. The record is from the annotation of a GenBank genome assembly. Lineage: Eukaryota; Metazoa; Nematoda; Chromadorea; Rhabditida; Aphelenchoididae.